AUGUCAUUAGAAUCAACUACUAAUAUUCAACUUGAUACCUAUCAGAAAUUAUAUUCACAACAUCAUACUUCUAGACGAGAACAUCAAGGAAUACUAAUCGAACCAUUACAACAUUUAAAUAAUGAUGUACAAAAUGCUUUAAAUAAAGCUAAACACGAAUAUGAAAAUGCAGAAGAAAUUUAUCAUCAAAAUUUUAAUAUAUUAAAACGUGUAUUUACUCAUAAAGCUUCUGAAGAGAAAACACAAUCUGUAUUACCUCUAAAACAUAUUUAUCAACAACGAAAAGAUUUAGCCAAAAAAGUUUUUGAACUUCUCAAUGAAAUAACACUUGAAGCAGGUCCUGUUGAAAUGCGUACAUAUUGGAAUGGAUCAAUUGCAGUUGUAUAUAAUCCAAUUACUGGUAGUACUGAAUGGAGAAAAUAUUGGCAUGGUGGAAUUCAUGGUGUAUUCAAUCCUAUAACAGGUAUUAUUGAAUGGCAACAAGCAUUUCAAACGGGUGUCUAUGGAGUUUUUAAUCCUCAAUUAAAUAUAAUUGAAUGGAAGAAAUAUUUUCAUGGUGGUAUACAUGGAGUUUAUAAUCCAUCAACUGGUAUUAUCGAAUGGAAAUCAGCAUUUCAUUCUGGAGUUGGUGGUGUCUAUAAUCCUUUAAGAAGACAAGUCGAAUGGGAAACAUGUUUUCAUGGUGGUGCUGUCGGAUAUUUUGAUUAUGAUACCCAAUCUGUUCAAUGGACAAAAAAAUGGCAACAUGGUAUUGCUCUUAUUUCAUGGGAUAGAAAUGCAAAUACUUAUUUGACAACUGCUAGUUGUGGUUGGUAUGAUGACGAUUGA
Rotaria sordida is the source of this 828-nucleotide messenger RNA. The record is from the annotation of a GenBank genome assembly. NCBI's taxonomy places the organism in Eukaryota, Metazoa, Rotifera, Eurotatoria, Philodinida, Philodinidae.